Messenger RNA from Macaca mulatta (Rhesus monkey), 453 nucleotides. The record is from RefSeq and is a predicted model, not a curated record. Lineage: Eukaryota; Metazoa; Chordata; Mammalia; Primates; Cercopithecidae.
AUGAUGUGUGACUUCACCGAGGAUCAGACUGCAGAGUUCAAAGAGGCCUUCCAGCUGUUUGACCGAAUAGGUGAUGGCAAGAUCCUGUGCAACCAAUAUGGGGAUGUGAUGAGGGCACUGGGUCAGAACCCCACCAACACUGAGGUGCUCAAGGUUCUGGGGAACCCCAAGAGUAAUGAGAUGAACGUGAAGGUGCUAGAAUUUGAGCACCUUCUGCCCAUACUGCAGACGGUGGCCAAGAACAAGGACCAGGGCACCUAUGAAGAUUAUGUAGAAGGACUUCAGGUGUUUGACAAGGAAGGAAAUGGCACCGUCAUGGGUGUUGAAUUCUGGCUUGUUCUUGUCACACUGGGUGAGAAGAUAACAGAGGAAGAGGUAGAGGUGCUGGUGGCAGGGAAUGAGGGCAGCAAUGGUUGUAUCAACUAUGAAGCAUUUGUGAGGCACAUCCUGUAG